This is a messenger RNA of Rattus rattus (black rat), 3240 nucleotides long. Its product is annotated as THO complex subunit 2-like. Gene Ontology annotation, cellular component: THO complex part of transcription export complex. Lineage: Eukaryota; Metazoa; Chordata; Mammalia; Rodentia; Muridae. Gene Ontology annotation, molecular function: mRNA binding. Gene Ontology annotation, biological process: mRNA processing; mRNA export from nucleus. The record is from RefSeq and is a predicted model, not a curated record.
GCCACUGUUACUAGCGAGGGGAAGAUGGCGGCCGCGACUGUGGUGGUUCCCGCAGAGUGGAUAAAGAACUGGGAGAAAUCAGGGAGAGGCGAUUUUUUGCAUUUAUGCCGGAUUCUCAGUGAAAACAAAAGCCAUGACAGUUCGACCUACAGAGAUUUUCAGCAAGCUCUCUAUGAGUUGUCAUACCAUGUCAUUAAAGGAAAUUUAAAGCACGAACAGGCAUCCAGUGUUCUUAAUGACAUUAGCGAAUUCCGUGAGGAUAUGCCUUCUAUCCUUGCUGACGUGUUCUGCAUAUUAGAUAUUGAGACAAAUUGUUUAGAAGAAAAAAGCAAGAGAGACUAUUUUACACAAUUGGUAUUAACAUGUUUGUAUUUAGUUUCAGACACAGUUCUGAAGGAACGAUUGGAUCCAGAAACUUUGGAAUCUUUAGGGCUUAUCAAACAAUCACAGCAGUUCAACCAAAAGUCAGUUAAAAUCAAGACAAAACUCUUUUAUAGCAGCAAAAUUCAAUUUUAAUAGAAGAAAAUAUGAAAGGGUUGUGCCAAGCUGGUUUGAACUGAGGCAAAAGAUUUAUCUGGAAAUAUUACUAAUGAUUUAAUAUUAGAAAAUAUCAAAUCUUUAAUAGGAUGCUUUAAUCUGGAUCCCAAUAGAGUUUUGGAUGUCAUUUUAGAAGUAUUUGAAUGCAGGCCAGAACAUGAUGACUUCUUUAUAUCGCUAUUAGAAUCUUACAUGAGUAUGUGUGAACCACAAACACUGUGUCAUAUUCUUGGAUUCAAAUUCAAGUUUUAUCAGGAACCAAGUGGUGAGACGCCCUCGUCUUUGUACAGAGUUGCAGCAGUCCUUCUGCAAUUUAAUCUCAUUGAUCUAGAUGAUCUUUAUGUACAUCUCCUCCCAGCUGAUAAUUGUAUUAUGGAUGAAUACAAACGAGAAAUUGUGGAAGCUAAGCAAAUUGUAAGAAAACUCACAAUGGUUGUACUGUCUUCUGAAAAACUUGAUGAACGAGACAAAGAAAAGGAUAAAGAUGACGAGAAAGUAGAGAAGCCACCUGACAACCAAAAACUUGGUUUGUUGGAAGCUUUGUUAAAGAUUGGUGAUUGGCAGCAUGCACAGAACAUCAUGGAUCAGAUGCCUCCGUACUAUGCAGCUUCACAUAAACUAAUAGCUCUUGCUAUUUGCAAGCUCAUUCACAUAACUGUCGAGCCUCUCUACCGAAGAUUUGGUGUUCCUAAAGGUGCUAAAGGCUCACCCGUUAUUGCUUUGCAAAAUAAGAGAGCACCGAAGCAAGUAGAGAGCUUUGAAGAUUUGAGGAGGGAUGUAUUCAAUAUGUUCUGUUACCUUGGUCCUCACCUCUCACAUGAUCCCAUUUUAUUUGCAAAAGUCGUGCGCAUAGGCAAGUCAUUUAUGAAGGAGUUUCAGUCUGAUGGAAGCAAACAAGAAGAUAAAGAGAAAACGGAAGUUAUCCUUAGCUGUUUACUUAGCAUUACUGACCAGGUAUUACUUCCAUCUCUCUCUUUGAUGGACUGCAAUGCUUGCAUGUCUGAGGAACUGUGGGGAAUGUUCAAGACAUUUCCCUAUCAGCAUAGAUAUCGUCUAUAUGGCCAGUGGAAGAAUGAAACUUAUAAUGGACACCCACUUUUAGUAAAAGUUAAAGCUCAAACAAUAGACCGAGCCAAGUAUAUCAUGAAGCGUCUAACCAAGGAAAAUGUGAAGCCUUCGGGAAGACAAAUUGGCAAGCUGAGCCAUAGUAAUCCAACAAUUUUGUUUGAUUAUAUCUUGUCACAAAUCCAGAAAUACGAUAACUUAAUAACACCUGUAGUAGAUUCAUUGAAAUACCUCACUUCAUUGAAUUAUGAUGUCUUGGCCUAUUGUAUCAUUGAAGCUUUAGCUAAUCCAGAAAAGGAGAGAAUGAAACAUGAUGAUACAACCAUCUCAAGCUGGCUUCAAAGUCUGGCAAGUUUCUGUGGUGCAGUAUUCCGUAAAUACCCAAUCGAUCUUGCUGGUCUUCUUCAGUAUGUAGCCAAUCAAUUAAAGGCAGGCAAAAGUUUUGACCUACUAAUAUUGAAAGAAGUGGUACAAAAAAUGGCAGGAAUCGAAAUUACAGAGGAGAUGACGAUGGAGCAGUUAGAGGCCAUGACUGGUGGGGAGCAGCUGAAGGCUGAGGGUGGUUAUUGCCAGAUCAGAAACACUAAAAAAUCUUCUCAGAGAUUAAAGGAUGCACUACUGGACCAUGAUCUUGCUCUUCCUCUCUGUUUGCUCAUGGCACAACAGAGGAAUGGGGUAAUUUUUCAGGAGGGUGGAGAGAAACACUUGAAACUUGUGGGGAAGCUCUAUGACCAGUGUCAUGAUACCCUAGUACAGUUUGGUGGGUUUUUAGCAUCAAAUCUAAGUACAGAAGAUUAUAUAAAACGAGUGCCUUCAAUUGAUGUGCUCUGUAAUGAAUUUCACACACCUCACGAUGCAGCAUUUUUUCUGUCUAGGCCAAUGUAUGCACACCAUAUUUCAGUAAGUACAAAUGUUUUCAUUGGGGUUCAAGAGUAAUUUUGAAUGGUUUAUACAAGUAUUUGAUUGUUAAAUAUACCCUAAUUUGAUAAAUACAGAUUACUCUGAUUUUCUUUUACUAUUCUUGUCUCAGCAGUGAACAAUGAAAUGCUGUUUUAAAGAAUAGGUCUUCUAUUACUUUCUCCACAGUCAAUUCAUAGAGACCCAGCAUAUUCUCCACUCUGUUAAUUUGGAUUUUGGCCCUGUUCUUUGUUUUUAUUUUGUUUUUAAUUCUAUGCUGUUUGUGGGUUUUAGUCCAAUUUUGGGGAUGGAAUGGUUUAAUUCUAUACUGUGUGUGGUAUUCACCCCAAUCAUUGGUCCUCUUCUCUUAAACUAAGUUUCCCUCCUUAUUUCCUAUAAAGUUUCUGUUAUACAGUAGUGUAUAGCAGAAGUAUAUAGAAAAACACUAGGGAGAAAUUUGGCAUUUAGUUGAUCAUGUAAUUGAGAAUACUCUGUUAGUGUUUACAUAGGAACAACUGCUACAGUCUUAAUUGAUUUAAUGACCACUUCACUGUGUAAUUUCCUUCCUGUAUAUUCUAGAGGAUUAAUGGGAACAAAAAUGGCUUUUGAACUCCUUUAAAAUCUCUCAUUCCAGAGAAUUCACGGUUAUAUGUAGUUAAUGUCUUACAUUCUCACCUUCACCACAUCAAAAAGUCUCAUCUAGGGGUUGGGGAUUUAGCUCAGCAGUAGAGCGCUUGCAAG